Prorocentrum cordatum is the source of this 3804-nucleotide messenger RNA. NCBI's taxonomy places the organism in Eukaryota, Dinophyceae, Prorocentrales, Prorocentraceae. The record is from the annotation of a GenBank genome assembly.
AUGUCUCGGCGGCGCGACAUCCUGUCCGAGGUGGUGCUCUUCGCGCGCCCGGAGCGCCCGAGCUCGACGUCUCGUCGAGUGCUUGCGCGCUGGAAGGAGGAGGUGGAGACGCUCGGGAGGGCAAACCGCACGCUCUUGGCGCUGCGACAACUCUACCGUGGGAGUCUGGACGACAGCCUGCUGGAACUGGCCGACUGCUGGGGCCAGGGGGUGAUGCCCGACAACCUGGACGGGGACUUUUCUCGGCGAGUGCUCGGGGAGGUUCGAGCCGCGAUCCUGCGGCUGCGCCCUGCCGCCUCAGCGGCGGGCAACCAGUCCCGGUCGACCUUCAAGCAAAGACCUGUGAAUGCGAAGUCUGUGUCGCCUCGUGUGGCACAGAAGUUGGAGAGGUUCAAGGAGGAGAUGUUGAAAGAGGAUGGCGAUGCCUGUGUGCAGGCCUGCGAGGUGCGCAACUACGUGGACCCGCACUUCCGAAAGAAGAAGGAGAUGCUCCAGCUGGCGAGGAGGAUGGCUCUGGCUGUGAUGCUCUGCCGGACUGCCGAGAAGGUGGACGAGGUCGGGCUCUUCUGCGCGGUGAAGAAGGCCGAGCUGGCGAAGGAGGAGCCCGAGGUGACCCUGCGGCUGGUGUUCGACCAGAGGCGCUCCAACUCGCGGUGGCGAGCUCCGCCGUGGCGUGCCAUGGGCGGUGUGAGCGCGAUGUCUUUCCUGGACGGGUCGGAGGAGAUGAAGGAGGACGGGGUGACCAUGCGCUUCGGCACGGGCGACCUGCCCGACUUCUACUACACGCUGGAGCUGGGGGAGGAUCUCGCGCCCUACUUCGUGCUGCCUGGCGUCUCUGGGGACGAGCUGGACGCGGUCUUGCCCGAGGCCUCUUUGCUGCCUGGGACUGGGUCCUACGUGGGGGUUAAGGUGGCCCUCAUGGGCUUCUCGUGGGCGUGCUGGAUAGCGCAGACCACCAUGGAGGACAUCUUCAACUCCGGGCCGCAGGCGGGAUUACCAUCGCUGUCGGAGGGGCAGCGGCUCGCCGAAGGAGGUCCAUUGCCCCAUCUCAGCCGAGACCUGCCCGCGGCGCACUACGAGUACAUCGACGACGUCGGGAUCAUCGGGCUAGACUACCCCGCGGUCCCUGGCCAGGAGGAGGUCAUGAAGGUGGAGGAUAUCUGGCUGGGCGCCAAGGAGCUGGCGAUGGCGGCAGGCUUCCAGGUGCACAAGGACGCGUGCUCGACGAAUGCUCGCAUGAUUGGUGGCGAUUUCCAGGGCACUCGGCUGGCGCCGAACCAGGACAAGAUGUGGCUCGCGGUCUUCGGCAUCCAAGAGAUCCUAGCCCGCAAGUGGGAGCUGCCCGACGCGAUCGUGCCGCUGGAGGUGCUGAGGGAGCUGGCGGCGGCAGCGGCGAUCGCGCCCCUGAUCUCGGUCGACCUGGCCACGCCCUGGGACCCCACCGUGAUGAUGUUCGACGCCAGCCUGUGCGGCGGGGCCAUCAUCUCCACCUCGGGCACGGUGGAGGAGCAGCGUCGCGAGGGCGAGGCCUUCAGGCGCGUGGGAGACGACGUGGAGUUGGGGACGCGGGUGCGCGUGCCACCGGUGCACGCCUGCUGGGACGACAUCACCAGGUGGAAGGAGGUGGUGCGCUGGCGGUGGGAGGAGAAGGAGCACAUCAACCUGCUGGAGAUGCGCACAGGAGUCGCUGCGGCGAGGCAUUCGGCGCGAAGUCGGGCGAGCUGGGGAAGACGGCACCUGCGGAUCACGGACUCGAUGGUGUGCCUCGGCGGCUUCAGCAAGGGCAGGUCCGCCAGUCGGCCGAUCCUGAUCUUGUGCAGAAGGAUGGCCGCUCUCGACCUCGGGUGCGGGAUGCGCGAGUACUGGCGCUGGGUGCCCUCCGACCGCAACCGCAGCGACGGCCCGAGCAGGGGUUUCCCCAUCGGCCAGGCCCCGAAGGAGCGGAGGACGGACGAGCAGGUGCUGCCGGAGAAGGUGGCGCGGGAGAUCGAGGCGCUGGCGGACGUGGCAGAGAUGGACCCUUUCCAACCGCUCAGGAUGGGGGUCUCGGUCCCGGUGAAGGUGCUGCGCUUCAUGCACUUGUGCAGUGGGCACACUCGCGAGGGGGACUUAGAGCACUGGCUUUUCCGGAUCGCCGCCUCGAGGGGGCACCUGCUGAUCUGCGCCAACGUGGACAUCGGCUUCGGGGCACAGUUCGACCUGACGGACGAGGUCAACGUCAGGAAGCUGGAGUUGCUGGCCGAGGCGGAGACCGACGGCGGACACUCGGGGCCCUCGUGUGCGACUUGGUCCAGGGUGCGCUUCCAGCCCGGAGGGCCGCCUCCGCUCCGUCUUCGACAUCAGCUGUGGGGCCGGCCAGGCCUUCGAGGAAACGACCUGAAGAAAGUUCGACUCGGGAGCACCCAGCUGCUGAGCAGUCUGAAGGUCUUGAGACCAAUUGGGCGCAAGGGGGGCUCGGUGUCGCUCGAGCACCCAGCCGACCCGGGCUGCGCCCCGUUCCCGUCCAUCUUCAUCACGGAGGAGGUGCUGCAGUGGGAGGCCGAGCUGGACGCAUACAGGGUGACCUUUCAUCAGUGCAUGUGGGGCUGUGCCGCACUCAAGCUGACCACGCUAACUGGUACGGCGGCGGGCAUGGAGCGAUUCAUCAGGACUUGCACCCACGAGAAGCACGUGGCGUACUCGUCGGAGUUCUGCCGGAUGCUGGCGGAGUGCCACGUGGACGCCAUGCUGAAUAUGCAGGAGCGCAGGGAGGCCGAGCUGACCGAGAGGGCCGUGGAGCAGCUGAUAGCAGAGACUCUGGAGCGCAGGCGCCGGGACCAUUCAUCACGCGCGUGCCUCUAUGACCUUGGCUUCCACCCGGUCUUCGCUGAGGCAAUCCUCUUCUGGUCGGUGUUCGUGUUGGGUGGGCCUGGUGAUCUGGGCUGUGACGCCGACCCGGGCGAGGGCGGCACCCGAGGAGAGGCUGCGCCAUCACGCUCAGCACCGCAAGAUGGGCAGCACCCACCGCGGGAACGAGGCGGAGCGUUCGUCAUCAUGGGGGGCUACGCCGAGAAGCAGGACUACGGCUGGAUUGGCACCGCGCUGGGCUGCUACGUGCCGAAUGUGCGGCGCUUCCUGGAAUUCGCCCUGGAGUGGAACCUGCCUAUGAUGAGCCGCGAGGAGAUCGACGACUCGGUCCUCUGCUACCUGGGCCGGCUCGUGGAAGACGAGGAGGUGGGUCCACACCGAGGCGACUUCGUGGUGCAUGGCAUGGCGUACGUGUGGCCAGAGCUGUCUACAGGGCUGCCGAGGUCGAACCGAGCGCUGCGAGCUUGGCAUCGAUUGCACGUGGCCGGAGAAGGCGGACCUCAGCCGCUGGAGUUGUGGGCCGUGUUGGACGAGGCUAUGAGGUUAGCCGGUAACGUGGAGGCGGCCGACGCGGCGGAGCUCGCGCUGGGCGCCUACCUGAGAUCCGCCGAGCUCUUCGCCUUGCGCGCCUCGGACAUCGUCGUCGACACGGACGCGCAGGGCGAGCAGGUGGUGGCGCUGCGGCUCGGAGUCGCCGAGCGGGCCGAGCGCGCGAAGACGGGCGUGAGGCAGGGCGCGCUGGUCGAUCGCAAGCACGUUGCCGAGAUGCUCGUCCGGAGGAAGUCGGUCAAGCAGCCUGCUGACCGAGUGUUCGCCUGCUCGGUUGACGCCUACCGCCGGGCGCUGCGGCGGGCCUGCGAGGACAUCGGAGCGCCGACGUUCCCGCCGCACGCGGCCAGGCACUCGGGCCCCAGUCGCGACGCGGCCGAGGGCUACAGGACGGCGUGGGCCAUUUAG